ACGGCCAUAAAAGAUCGACCAUCUCAGGCGAAAAAAGGGAGAGAGGGGUGUGGUUGAGUAUGUGUCUUUUCGAAACGACGAGAGAAUAAGAGAGAGAGAGAGAGAGAGAGAGAGCCAGGUCUAUCUGCUUCGUUUUCUCUGCUCUCUGGUUGGUGGAGAUAAACGGUGGGGGGACUCUGGCGUAUGUAUGCACCGUUUUUUUGAAGCUUGCUGGCCCUUCUUUUUAUGGGUUUUCCUCUUGUCUCACCGGUGCUACUCGCCCGAGUUGAUUUCAGUGAACUACUGCCCUCCGUCCUGAGCAGAUCCCCGCAGAGCUCUCCAUCAGUUGAUGGUUGUUGUUGGUGUUUCACAGUGUUCCGCAUUUCAAAGUGUUUGUUUGCCUCUUCCCGAUUCCAGUGUGCCUUACUGAUGUGCUUUCUGUUCGUAGUGUUGCGCAACAUCGGUGCGCCUUUGCGCCUGUUGCGUCGCCAACCUGCGUGCGUGCCCCUCGUACUCCCGCGUGACAACUUUAAAAGCUUUUGAAACUGCACCAUUGAUUCGUGUUUUUUUGUUCAGAAGAAAUUGUUUCCAGGACUUUUUUUGAUCAGUUCGUCGCCAUCGCACAGACAUUUUAACCCCUUGGCUUUUUCUUUGAUGUUCGCUCGAUUGAUUUUCGUCUAGUUUGCGUGAUUUGAAAUCUCGUCAGUUGACUUCGACAGGUUUUUUGUUUAGUUUUUAGGACGGGACGUACGGACUUGAAUAGGGAAAUUCAAGUUCGGUGACACAAUCGCGGUUGUCGUCGUCGUCGUUGCCGUGCCCGCCGGCUUCGUGUCAUAAAGAUGGCGCCUGUGAUGAUGAGACGACUGCCAUGGCUGUGUUGGUUAGCGCUCUGGGUGACGACCGCGAAAGUGACGAGCGCGACGGGAGUUACUCAAUCAAACGCUGAAGGUGGCAAUGGCAACAGCAGCAGCCUCAGCCCGGCCGACUGGUCCUGUCCGCUGGAAAAAUGGUCGCUAGAGGAGCGCCAAAAUCGGUCGCAGGUGGUGUUCACGGCCGUGAUUGAAUCGUGCCAAACGAGCGAGUCUGGCAGCAUCGACGGUGAAACUGUCGAAGACGAUCAAGAGAUCUGUCUGCGCUAUUUGAUGCAGCAGUCACAAGACCAGCCGAUUGUAGGCGAUCCCAAUCUGGCGAUUAACGUCCGAAUCAAAAAAGUCGUCAAGGGACUUGAUCGGAUGUGGGAAGGACGUCGGGUGCGGGUCGAAGGUCUAAGGGACCCUCGCAUCUGUCCCAGCCGCGUCCGGCUCCGUGACACGCGCAUUUUCCUGGCGAGUUACGUCAAUCAGCCCGUGUCAUCCACGAUCCACGAUGACGAUGAAACGCUGGCUCCCGUCCACCAUCAGCCGCCGAUCGAUUCAGCUGCGCCCAUCCGACUACGACUCAACUCUAGUUUGAUGUCCGUCAGUCUGCGUCACUUGCAGCAGCUACGGGCAUUCACCAAAGAUGUUCCAUUCGACAGUCGAGCUGCUUCUGCUGCAUCUUCGGUUACUGUGCUUGAUGACAAACCGGACCCUUGCGCCGACCUCAAGUGCCCACCAGGAGCCAAAUGCAUUGCUACCCCUGACGCCAGUUCAGCCACCUGCCAGUGCCCAACCAAGUGCUCGAGCUAUGGCGACAGUGUCGGUUCGCGGCCCAUCUGCGGUGUCGAUGGCAAAGAUUACGCCAACAUGUGUGAACUGCACAAGAGUUCCUGCUUGGCAAACCGGAUGAUUGCCGUCAAAUUUCAAGGAUCUUGCGAUCCGUGCGCUUCGGUGGAAUGCUUGUCGCCUUCCGUUUGCGUUUUGGAUUCGGAAAGAAAACCUCAUUGCCGAUGCGGCGAUACGUGUCCGUCGGAUUUCCAGCCUGUAUGCGGAUCAGACGGAAGGAGUUAUAGCUCGCAAUGUCACCUGCAACAAGAAGCAUGCCGGUCUCAACGACACUUGCGCAUCCUUUACAAGGGCCUCUGUGAAUCGGGUGUGCACCCAUGCAGUAAGGCCGGUUGCGAACCUGACGAAGAAUGCCAAGUCGACGAGAAAGGAAUGCCUCAAUGCCUGUGCAAGGGACCUUGCCCGCCCAUCCAUCGGCCCGUGUGCGGUUCGGAUCAGCUGACGUAUUCAUCCAACUGCGAGCUCGAGCGCGAAUCCUGUUUGCAGAAGCGAAGCAUCAAGUUGCUGUACGAAGGAGUAUGUGGUUCUUCAGAGGCGUGCAGCAAUUUCCAGUGCCCAACGGGCGGAUAUUGCGUCGAAACUGCAUCGGGUCAGCCGAGUUGCCACUGUCCGCUAUGCGGCGGCGAGUGGGAUCCCGUUUGUGGCACGGACGGUGUUACCUACACGAACCCGUGCCGUCUGCGAUACGAGUCCUGUCGUCACAACAAGAGCCUCUCUAUUGUCUACAAGGGCCUUUGCAAUUUGAUUGACGACACGAAACAAGCAGACGGCUGCGAUAAGAAGAGAUGCGAUUUCUACGCCACUUGCGAAACGGACGAAAUGGGCCGAGCCGAGUGUGUCUGUCCCAAAGCUUGCGCCAAGAUGGCCAUUACCGAAGUCUGUGGCACAGACGGCAUCACUUACCGUAAUGAGUGCGAGUUAAAGCAGGCCGCUUGCCGUAAUCAACAGUUCAUCGUCGUGGCUUCGAAAGGCGACUGUGAUUUGUGUAAUAGAGUUCACUGCGAACACAAUGCCCGAUGCGAGGACGGAAUCUGCGUGUGUCCAACCAACUGCCCUUCCCCUAUUGAACCAUCGGACCCGCAGAGUGUCGGUGACGUGGGAAUUUGCGCCAGCGAUGGUCGUACCUACCUAACAGAGUGCCAUAUGCAGCGUGCUGCAUGCGAUCAUGGGCUAGUGCUGCAGGUACUUCACACGGGACCUUGCCCGACUCCUCCGGCUGAUCUAAUUUUGGCCGCUUCAGACUAUCACGAUUCGUCUACAUCCCUUUCGAAUCCCCCUCACCAUUCAGUUGCUCGAAAAUGCCACUGCAACAAGCAAGGGUCUUUGGAUGGAGCUUGCGACCCAGUCACGUUGCAGUGCCGCUGUCUGGCUGGAGUGGGCGGCAGGAGUUGCGAUCGAUGUCUUUCGGGGUACUGGGGCAUCCACUCUAUUGGAACAAAUGCCAACGGUUGCGAACCUUGCGAUUGUCAUCGACUGGGAUCGAUUCGUGCCGACUGCGAACAAAUGACAGGGCGCUGCGUCUGUCGAGCAAAUGUCGUUGGCCUUAAAUGCGAUCGUUGUCAGGACGGACAGUUGGUGGACAAAGUGCCAGGAGGGUGCGGCGGCUACGGUGGAAACGGCGGAACAGGGAGCGGACCCGACGACGCGCUUGAAAGUGAAUCACGUCACUGCUCUGAUCUGACUUGCCGUUUUGGUGCCAUCUGCCAAGACUUGCAGGGUCAGGCAGUUUGCGUGUGUCCCAUGGACUGUCCAGUGGCCAGUAGCGCCGAGCAGACAGUUUGCGGAUCGGACGGCGUUAGUUACGGAUCGGAGUGCGACCUUCGAUUGGCUGCUUGCCGCAAACAACUCAACGUUGUCAUGGCUUAUGAAGGCCCUUGCUCUGACGAUAUUAUUCAUACUUCGGCUGGCAUUUCGCCGCUUAUGGCUGCCGAGUCGGAAAUGGCUGUUUCGAAGGCAACUCGCCAUGUGCAAGAGACGGACGUGGCCCUACUCGAUUGGGGGCGUCGUGACAUCGUUUCUCUCAGUCAAGUCGGCUCGCAAAAGGCUAAUGAGUACUACGGUUUUUCGCAGCCGGUCUGGAGGCCCACGGCAGCUAGCGUCCACGUCCAUGGGUAUCUGGGGGAAACUUGCAUCGACGAUAGUCAGUGUAAGUUGAUAUCAAAUAGUGGCUGCUUAUUUGGAGUCUGCAAGUGUUCGGAUGGAUUUGCCGAAGAUUCGAAUAGCAAAUCUUGCGUCGCUAACGUCGCAACAGUUUCCGGAAUGGAAGAAUUUGGACCGGCCAAAAUAUCUUCCUGCUCUUCGUUUCCUUGUUUGGGUGGCGGAACCUGCCAACCAUUGGGCAUGGAAUCUUUUGUCUGUGUUUGUCCAGCUGAAAGAACGGGAUCGCUUUGUGAGCGCGCCCUUUCUCAAUCAGACGAAGAAAUUGUUCCAGCUGAGACACCUGCCUUUCAUGGUCAAUCAUUCGUCGAGCUGAAGAAAAUGAAAGCCCAAGACAAGUUCGCAAUGGAAAUCGAGUUUAAGAGUCUGUUGACGGAUGGUAUCCUGUUGUACGCGCAGCAGAGGAAAGAUUUUGACGCUGACUACAUCUCGCUGGCAAUCAUAGCGGGGCACGUAGAAUUACGUUUCAAUCUCGGUAAUGGACCAAUCGUACUUCGCUCCCUGCAACCGAUUCGGCUGGGUCAUUGGCAUCGUGUUGUGGCACAGCGCUACCGACAAGACGGUUGGCUUCGCUUGGACGAUGACGAAGAUGUUGCUACCACGUCACCCGGAGAACAUUCUACUCUUGACUUAGAUACCAACUCCUUUCUCGGAGCCGUACCUUCUCAUCUGGCCACAGCCAGAACUUAUGAUCGCAUUGGGACGGGCUCAGGAUUCGUGGGCUGUAUGCGUCGAGUAAAACUUGGUCGUCGCUCGGUGAUUUUCCGUGUUCCUCCAGAAGGACGAAAAGUGUCUCGACGAGGUCGACAGUUUGACGAAAACAAACGACGGGGAAACGCGAUUGACGGUAUAAACAAGUCAACCGUAUCGACCGUGGUAAAAAUGAAUGGCAUAACACAAUGCGGCGAGAAUCCUUGCUGGAAAACACCAUGCGCCAACCAGGGCACUUGUGUAUGGAAGACUGGCGAAAAUUACACUUGCGUGUGCCGGCCGGAAUUCACAGGAUUAACGUGCGAAAGUGCUCUUGACCUCUGCGCUAGCUCUCCUUGCGGCGACGGCUCUACUUGCGUCAGUUCAAAGAAUCGUUUUACUUGCAAAUGCCCUCCCGGAAAGAAAGGAUUUCUCUGCGAUCAGCAUGACGGAAUGAAACAUGAGAUUCUUGUUCCAGAAUUUAAUAUCGUGCAUUCACCGACGUCAGCUUCCAGUUACGUUUCAGUAGCGCGUUCCUUUCAAGUCAGUCAGAACUUAGACUUGGAGGUUUGGUUCCUCAGUCGCUCAUCUGAUGGAAUGCUUGCCUAUUCGGCACGUGAUGAAAACGGCCGUGGAGACUUCAUCUGGCUAGCGCUGAUUGGCGGCCGCGUACAAUUCCGUUGGGAUCUAGGCAGCGGGGCCGGCAUUGUCACUUCCUCUGAACGGGUCACUUUGUUCAAUUGGCACCGAGUUUUAGUAAGCAGGCGCGGUAAAGAAGCCAGUAUCCGUUUAGAUGAUGGUGCUACGAGUGAAGGACGUUCUUUAGGACCUCUUUCCGAGUUGAACUUAGAUAUUCCUCUAUUUAUUGGAGGACUAAGACCUAAUUUAACGUUGCCUCGUGACGUACCAAAGUUGGAAAACUUGCAAGGGGCCGUUCAGAGAGUUAUUGUUAAUGGCGAGGUUUUUGAAAAAUUGAUGGAGAGUGAAAUGGAACAGCAUAAUGUGGCCGUCUACAGAGGCCCACCAUGCGGUCACAUGCCCGCCACUCACCCAUCGUCGUCCCGGAUCUUCGCUUAUCCUACCAGCGGUAAAGAUUCAUCGUCACCCUGUCAAAAUGGUGGCGUAUGUCAACCACUUUUGGCUAGUUUCGUUUGCAAAUGUCAGUCGGGAUUUCUCGGAAAACGAUGCGAAAAACGCACUGACACCGCGGAAAUUACACGCCCGAUCAAGUUUGAUGGGAAAACUUUUUUGAAAUAUCCCAAUCAAUUGAAAGAUGUAACUCUGGAUUUCUCUCAUUUUUCUUGGCUAACAACGCAAAACUUGUGGAUGACUAACAAUUCUUCUGAUGAGCUCUCAGAGUAUACUAACAAUGCUAACACUACUCUCGAAGGCUUAGAUGAUGUCAUUUAUGAUGUGCACUAUGUUUAUACUAAUGAGAGUGGCAAGAGUCAGCGGUCCAACAAGUUUGAGUUACGUUUCCGAACGGAAGCAGAAAAUGGACUGAUUCUGUGGUUGAGUCGGGGCCAUUCGCUACAAGCCGACUAUUUUGCCUUAGCUAUUGUUCAUUCGCGAUUGGAGCUCAGUUUUAAUUUGGGAAAACAAUCUUCGUUUCUCUCCGCCAGAUCAAUGGUGAAUGUAAGUGACGGUCAUUGGCAUACGGUUGUCGUCGAACGUAAGAAACGUUUAGGAAGCAUCGCUGUAGACGGAGAAAAACCUAUUCGUGUUACGGCUGAUCCUGGCGCCACUAUCCUCAACAGCAACGGGAAACUUUGGAUUGGUGGCAGCUCAAUACUCCCUCCCGGCUUGCCUUCCCCGUACUAUGAAGCUUUUGUUGGAUGCAUGGAUCAUGCCAAAGUUGAUCGACAAAAUUUAGACUGGCAUCGGCACGGAGAUAACGCAAUUCUUCACUAUUGUGGGGAUACUUGAGUUCUUGAGAAAUCCCUAGGGAAAUAAGGGGAGGCAACUCGGAACAUAUUUUUAUAUGUUUAGCGGAUGACAGCGCUAUCGACAACAAACUAACUCAAUGCUGUUUAAAAAAUAUGUCUCACUUUCCCUAUCUUUUUUUGGUUGUACAGUGUACAGCAUGACGUUUCUUACAUCAGCCAAAGUGUUAUAAAACGAUGUUCUUAUGUGAACAAACAAAUUAAGUGUAAGUGACUGUGUGCAUUGACUACAUUUAACGGAACGUUCUUUAAUCAUAUGCCUCAACAAAAUUUUCCGAUGCCAUUUUGGCAAUACUAAUUCGUAGAAAUAAACGUAAUUUUGAUAUUUAAAA
This is a messenger RNA of Daphnia pulicaria, 6804 nucleotides long. RefSeq names its product agrin-like. Gene Ontology annotation, molecular function: protein binding; calcium ion binding. NCBI's taxonomy places the organism in Eukaryota, Metazoa, Arthropoda, Branchiopoda, Diplostraca, Daphniidae. The record is from RefSeq and is a predicted model, not a curated record. Gene Ontology annotation, biological process: cell differentiation; multicellular organism development. The transcript has 27 exons. The coding region runs from base 819 to 6455 and encodes 1878 amino acids.